Chlorocebus sabaeus (green monkey) is the source of this 1983-nucleotide messenger RNA. RefSeq names its product MAGE family member A4 (gene MAGEA4). Gene Ontology annotation, cellular component: nucleus. Gene Ontology annotation, molecular function: histone deacetylase binding. NCBI's taxonomy places the organism in Eukaryota, Metazoa, Chordata, Mammalia, Primates, Cercopithecidae. The record is from RefSeq and is a predicted model, not a curated record. Gene Ontology annotation, biological process: negative regulation of transcription by RNA polymerase II.
GGUUAGAGAGAAGCGAGCUUCUCUGUGUGACCAGCAGCUUGGGAUUGGCGGAGGGAAACGGGACAGGCCCUGGGAGGAGUCAAGGAGCUCCAGGAACAAGGCAAUGAGGUCUCGGUCUGAGACUUGUGUCCUCAAGUCACAGAGCAGAGGGUGCACAGGCUGUGCCAGCAGCGAAUGUUUGCCCUGAAUGCACACCAAGGGCCCCACUUGGCAUAGGACACGUGGAACUCCAGAGAGUCUGGCCUCACCUCCUGUUAGUCCUGCAGAAUCGACCUCUGCUGGCCGGCUAUACCCUGAGGUGCUCUCUCACUUCCUCCUUUAGGUUCUCAGGGGAUAGGCCAACCCGGAGGACAGGAUUCCCUGGAGAUCACAGAGGAGCACCAAGGAGAAGAUCUGCCUGUGGGUCCCCAUUGCCCAGCUUUUGCCUGUACUCCCACCUGCUGCCCUGACCAGAGUCGUCAUGUCUCUUGAGCAGAAGAGUCAGCACUGCAAGCCUGAGGAAGGUGUUGAGGCCCAAGAAGAGGCCCUGGGCCUGGUGGGUGCGCAGGCUCCUGCUACUGAGGAGCAGGAGGCUGCUGCCUCCUCCUCCUCUCCUCUGGUCCCUGGCACCCUGGAGGAAGUGCCUGCUGCUGGGUCAACAGGUCCUCCCCAGAGUCCUCAGGGAGCCUCCGCCUUACCCACUACCGUCAACUUCACUUGCUGGAGGCAACCCAAUGAGGGUUCCAGCAGCCAAGAAGAGGAGGGGCUAAGCACCUCUCCUGACCCAGAGUCCUUGUUCCGAGAAGCACUCAGUAAGAAGGUGGAUGAGUUGGUUCAUUUUCUUCUCCUCAAGUAUCGAGCCAAGGAGCUGGUCACAAAGGCAGAAAUGCUGGAGAGAGUCAUCAAAAAUUACAAGCACUGCUUUCCUGUGAUCUUCGGCAAAGCCGCCGAGUCCCUGAAGAUGAUCUUUGGCAUUGACGUGAAGGAAGUGGACCCCACCAGCAACACCUACACCCUUGUCACCUGCCUGGGCCUCUCCUACGAUGGCCUGCUGGGUGGUAAUAUCUUUCCCAAGACAGGCCUCUUGAUAAUCGUCCUGGGCACUAUCGCAAUGGAGGGCGACUCCGCAUCUGAGGAGGAAAUCUGGGAGGAGCUGAGUGUGAUGGAUGUGUAUGAUGGGAGGGAGCACAUUGUCUAUGGGGAGCCCAGGAAACUGCUCACCCAAGAGUGGGUGCAGGAGAACUACCUGGAGUACCGGAAGGUACCCGGCAGUGAUCCUGCACGCUACGAGUUCCUGUGGGGUCCAAGGGCCCUGGCUGAAACCAGCUAUGUGAAGGUCCUGGAGCAUGUGGUCAGGGUCAAUGCAAGAGUUCGCAUUUCCUACCCAUCCCUGCGUGAAGCAGCUUUGAGAGAGGAGGAAGAGGGAGUCUGAGCAUGAGUUGCAGCCAGGGCCCGGGGCGGGGGUAGGGGGGUGGGUGGCGGCUGGGCUGGGCCAGUCAUCUGAUGGCCCUGUGCAGCAGCUUCCCCUGCCUUGUGUAGCAUGAGGCCCAUUCUUCACUGUUUGAAGAGAGUAGUCAGCAUUCUUAGUAGUGGGUUUCUGUUUUAUUGGGUGACUUGGAGAUUUAUCUCUGUUUCCUUUUAUAAUUGUUCAAAUGUUCCUUUUAAUGGAUGGUUGAAUGAACUUCAGCAUCCAAGUUUAUGAGUCGUAGUCACAUAUAUUGCUGUUUAUAUAGUUUAGGUGUAAAAGUCUUGUUUUUUAUUCAGGUUGGGAAAUCCAUUCUAUUUUGUGAAUUGGGACAUAAUAACAGCAGUGGAGUAAGUAUUUAGAAAUGUGAAUUCACCGUAAGAUAUGUGAGAUAAAGAAAUUAAAAAAUACUUAAUUCCUGCCUUAUACAUACUCAGUCUACUCUGUAAAAUUUAAAAAAUAUAUAUGCAUACUUGGAUUUCCUUGGCUUCUUCGUGAAUGUAAGAAAAAUUAAAUCUGAAUAAAUAAUUCUCUGUGUU